Messenger RNA from Pungitius pungitius (ninespine stickleback), 1143 nucleotides. RefSeq lists its product as uncharacterized. The record is from RefSeq and is a predicted model, not a curated record. NCBI's taxonomy places the organism in Eukaryota, Metazoa, Chordata, Actinopteri, Perciformes, Gasterosteidae. The transcript is spliced from 8 exons. The coding region runs from base 220 to 1143 and encodes 307 amino acids.
GCCACUAGAGGCCUCUCAUCCUCAACACCGAGCUGGAAGCCAACACCCGUCUUGUGUGUCCACACACACACACACACAAACAGACACACACAACCCGCAGAUAACAAGGCAUCCCUGCAUCAACUAACCGGAGGAAAGGCUCCUGGCAAACGACGCGUUAGGCGUUAGGACACAAGGCGCCAUGCUGAGGCCUGCGGAGGAGACGACAUUCGGUACAAGAUGAGCAGCGGCAGCAAACGAGAGAGGGAGCAGAGGAGGAAGCUGCAGCACUUCCUGGGCGACCUGGCUCUACUGGGGUCGCUGCAGGGCUUUAAAUACUUCCAGCCUUGGCUGAGAGGGAAAGAGGAGCUGCUGCUGACCGUUGUUAACGAAGAUCUGGGUUGGCGCUCCCCGGGCUUUGUGGUCUCCAGGGCCUCCCCCUACUCCUCCACCAGCAGCAGCAGCAGCUGCAACAGCAGCGACGUCUCCCCCAGCAGCAGCUCCCCCAGCCUGGACAGCCACAGCAGCUCCCCCCUGCCCGGGGAGCCUCGGGGCCCCCCAGGCCCCCCGGGGCCGCCGUCACAGUCACAGUCACACACCAAGGCGCAGCCACACACUGUCAGGGAGGCCAGCGGCGAGGAGCAUCUCCUCCCAGCCUCCCCCAGUGAGAGAGAGAUAGCGGUGCCUGAGGUGAACUGCACCCUGUUCUUGCUGGCCGGGUACGUCCGCUACGGGCGCCCCUACGCCUGGAUCCGCUCCAACCACGAGCGCCUGGUCGACAUCGGAGGCACCGAUUCGCUGGUCAAGGACACGCCCAUGAAGCUCAGGUCCAUCGCGGACUGGCAGAGGCGGGGUAUUCGCGCGUGGGACGUCGUCAGCGAGCUGGUGUGUCUGUGCACCGUGCCCUCGCCCUCCAACCCCUUCGCCCUGGACGCGCGCUACAUCCAAGGCCUUCCCCUGCGCGAGCGCUUCCUCGUGACCGGCGCCCUGCUGAGCUUCCUGGAGAUGUACGUGGUGCACGGAGACCGGGACGAGUUGCACUACGACAAAGUGGUGGAGGAGGUGAAGCCUCUGAGGCGUCUGCACGUCCGCUCCCUGCUGGAGUUCCAGCGGCAGAGGCAGAGCUCAUCUGCCGAGGAGACAUCAUCUGUGCACUUUCACUGA